AUGGAUUCCCACGCACCCCCCAGCGCCGCCACGGAUGCGGUGCUAGUCAAGUCAGUCGAGAUGCCAGAGAACGCGCAAAAGGUGGAAGAGCUCGAUUUCAACAAGUUUAAGGGCCGGCCCAUCACCGUCGACGACCUCUUCCAGGGCAUGAAGCACAUGGGCUUCCAGGCAUCGUCCAUGUGCGAGGCCUACGGGGGCCGAGUACCGCGGCGCGGUGCACUUCCCACUAACCGAGUUCAGCGAGCAUGGAAAGACCCCGAGUCGGGGGACAAGACGACCAUCUUCCUGGGCUACACCUCCAACAUGAUCUCGUCGGGUCUCCGGGGCGUGUUCCGGUACCUGGUUCAGCACAAGCAUGUCUCUGCCAUCGUAACCACGGCGGGCGGCAUCGAGGAGGACUUCAUCAAGUGCCUCGGCGACACGUACAUGUCGUCCUUCAGCGAGGCCGGCGCGGAGCUGCGCUCCAAGGGCCUUAACCGGAUCGGCAACCUCGUCGUGCCCAACUCCAACUACUGCGCAUUCGAGGACUGGGUGGUCCCCAUCCUCGACAAGAUGCUCGAAGAGCAGGAGGCCAGCCGGGGAACCGAGGACGAGCUCCACUGGACACCCUCCAAAAUCAUCCACCGCCUGGGCAAGGAGAUCAACGACGAGCGGUCCGUCUACUACUGGGCGUACAAAAACAACAUCCCAGUCUUCUGCCCGGCCCUGACGGACGGCAGCCUGGGCGACAUGCUGUACUUCCACACGUUCAAGACGUCGCCGCAGCAGCUGCGGGUGGACAUUGUCGAGGACAUCCGCAAGAUCAACACGAUCGCGGUGCGGGCCAAGCGCGCGGGCAUGAUCAUCCUGGGCGGCGGGGUGGUCAAGCACCACAUCGCCAACGCGUGCCUGAUGCGGAACGGGGCCGAGUCGGCCGUGUACAUCAACACGGCGCAGGAAUUUGAUGGGAGUGACGCAGGGGCCCGGCCGGACGAGGCCGUGUCGUGGGGGAAGAUCAAGGUUGGCGCGGAUGCGGUCAAGGUCUAUGUGGAGGCCACCACUUGCUUUCCGUUUAUUGUAGCCAAUACUUUCGCGAAGGACGAUCAAUAG
Chaetomium globosum CBS 148.51 is the source of this 1089-nucleotide messenger RNA. RefSeq names its product deoxyhypusine synthase. Lineage: Eukaryota; Fungi; Ascomycota; Sordariomycetes; Sordariales; Chaetomiaceae. The transcript has 3 exons. The coding region runs from base 1 to 1089 and encodes 362 amino acids. Gene Ontology annotation, biological process: peptidyl-hypusine biosynthetic process. Gene Ontology annotation, molecular function: deoxyhypusine synthase activity. The record is from RefSeq and is a predicted model, not a curated record. Gene Ontology annotation, cellular component: cytoplasm.